Molecule: messenger RNA, 3326 nt
Organism: Dermatophagoides farinae (American house dust mite)
Lineage: Eukaryota; Metazoa; Arthropoda; Arachnida; Sarcoptiformes; Pyroglyphidae
Source: RefSeq, a predicted model, not a curated record
UCGAUAUUCAUCAAUCUAAUUAUAAAUAUUCUAUACAUUUUCAUCAUCAUCAUCAUUACAUUAUCAACAACAACAAUACCGACUACUACUACCAUAUUGGUAGAUUGUUUACCAAAAAUGAUUAAAAUUGGCGGAAUAUUCUCACCGGAUCAAUUUGAACAGGCGACUGUAUUUCGUUAUGCAAUCGAUAGGCUCAAUAAUGAUAAUAAUAUGGCCAUUGCCAUUGGGAGCAGCGGCAGCAAUGGAAACAACAAUGCAAGAAUAUUGCCCAAAACAAAACUACAUGCAAAUAUUGUACAAAUCAAUUUGGAUGAUAGUUUUCAUGGCCAUAAACAAGUAUGUUCAUUAUUGGAAAAUGGUUCCAUUGCAUUAUUUGGGCCAUUAAAUGGUAAAUUAUAUCGUCAUGUACAAUCAAUAUUGGAUUCAUUAGAAAUACCACAUCUUGAAUGUCAUUGGAAUACAAUGAAACAAUCAAAUAAUCAAUUAUCGGUGAAUAUUUAUCCAAAACAUGAUUAUUUAAGUAUGGCAUUCAUAGAUAUUGUUAAAUCAUGGAAAUGGAAAACAUUCGUUAUUGUUUAUGAAGCCAAUGAAGGUUUAAUGCGUAUACAAGAAUUUCUUAAAGAAGCAGAAAAAAAUGAAUGGAAUAUACGUUUAUAUCAAAUACAGGAUCGUAUGUAUCGUGAUAUAUUCUGGGAAAUCAAACAGAAUAAUAUUAAUAAUCUAUUGCUCGAUUUGGAUCGUGAUAAUAUAUUUUUGGCGCUCAAACAUGUAAUGUCCAUUCAUUCAUUUUUUUUUUGUCUAAAAAAUUUUCAUGAUGAUUUUUCAUUCAUUUUAUUUUUACACAAAACACAGGCACAACAAGUUGGAAUGAUGACUGAAAAUCAAAAUUAUCUUAUUACAUCAUUGGAUCUUCAUACAAUAAAUUUGGAAAAUUUUCAAUAUGCUAAAACAAAAAUUACUGCUCUCAGUUUAAUAGAUUUUUCAUCUAAAGAGCUUCAUGAUGUGAUUAAUCAUUUACGUUUUAGUUAUCGUUUUCGUUCAUUACCACAGCCGUCAUCAUCAUUAUCAUCAAUUUUAUCAAAAUCUACAACAACAUCUACAUUUCCAGAUCCACCCAUAAGACUUGCCAAUACAAUUUUGACAGAAUCAGCAUUGUUAUAUGAUUCAGUACGUUUAUUUGCAACAGCAUUAAAAGAUUUGGAUCAAAGUCAAUCAAUAUCGAUGCCAACCACAUCAUGUACAAAUAUGAAUCCAUGGUUAUAUGGUACAUCAUUAAUGAAUUAUAUGAGACCUAUUUCAUUUCAAGGAAUCACCGGUCUAGUUGGUUUUGAUCAACAAGGAAAACGUAGCCAUUUUCGUUUACAUUUAAUGACAAUCACAAGACAAGGACUUCAAACUGUUGGUUCCUGGGAUCGUAAUGAAUUGGCAUAUAAACGAUUGAAAAUUAAACCAGAAUGGCAAUCAACAUUUCAGAUUGGAACAUUGGAAAAUAAAACAUUACGUGUAACGACCAUAUUGAAUGAUCCAUAUUGUAUGUAUACAGAAUCAUCGGAAACAAAAAUCGGUAAUGAACGUUUUGAGGGUUAUAUUAUUGAUCUGGUUGAAGAAUUAUCAAAACUACUUGGUUUUAAAUAUAUAUUUAAACUCGUUGAUGAUGGUGUUUAUGGUACAAAUGAAAAUGGUGAAUGGAAUGGUCUUAUUGGUGAAGUAAUCAAGAAAAAAGCUGAUAUUGCUGUCGUUGAUCUGACAAUUACAUCGAAACGUGCCGAAGCUGUUGAUUUUACUUUGCCUUUUAUGAAUACAGGAAUCAGUAUUCUGUUUAAAAAACCAACCACCAAAGUGACCACAUUAUUUUCAUUUUUAUCACCAUUAUCCAGUACUGUUUGGUGUUAUGUAUUGGCCGCUUAUGUUGGUGUGUCCACUGUAUUGUUUUUUGUUGGCCGUAUGUCACCAUAUGAAUGGGAGAAUCCAAAUCCAUGUAGAGAGAAUGAUGGUGUACUUGAAAAUAAUUUUUCACAGCUCAAUAGUUUUUUCUUUACAAUUGGUUCAUUAAUGCAACAAGGAUCAGAUUUAGCGCCCAAAGCAAUGUCCACUCGUACAAUUGCUGGUCUUUGGUAUUUUUUUACAUUAAUCAUGAUAUCAUCAUAUACAGCUAAUUUAGCUGCAUUUUUGACAGUGGAAAAAGUUAUCUAUCCAAUAAAAGAUGCUGAAGAUUUAUCCAAACAAACAACAAUUGAAUAUGGCUGUCUGAAUAGUGGUUCAACAAAAGCAUUUUUUCGUGAAUCAAAUCUAUCAACAUUUAAACGGAUGUAUGAAUUUAUGAAAUCACGUCCACAUGUAUUUAUGGCUAAAAAUGAAGAUGGUCGUAAACGUGUUGAAAGAGGCAAUUAUGCUUAUCUAAUGGAAUCGGCUAGUAUUGAAUAUAUUAUCGAAAGAAAUUGUAAUCUAACACAGAUUGGUGGCUUAUUAGAUACAAAAGGUUAUGGUAUUGCAACAAGAAAACGAUCAAAAUAUCGUAACCUAUUAUCGGAAGCGAUACUAAAAUUACAAGAAUCUGGUCGUUUAUUAGAAUUGAAAGAAAAAUGGUGGAAACAGAAAAAAGGCGGUGGACAAUGUAUUGAUGAUGCAAAAAAAUCAUCAUCAUCUGUAACGGCAUUAAAAAUGGACAAUGUGGGUGGUGUAUUCGUUGUAUUGAUUGGUGGCCUUGCAUUAGCAUUCUGUUUGGCUUUAUGUGAAUUUUGGUUUCAUGCAAAAACUCCACAUAAAGCUUGUGAUGUUGUUUGUGAAGAAUUGUCAAAAGAUUUAAAAUUUGCAAUGAUGUGUCAAAGUAAAACGAAACCAAAUCGUGAUCCAUCACCAAGAUCAAGAUCAUUAUCAUCAUCUACUGAAUCAUAUAAUACAGUAUUGUCACCGAAUAAUAAUGGUAUUAUUGGUGCUACUGCCAUUAUCAAUAAUUUGCAUACAAAAAAUCAACAAAUAUCAUCAUUAUUGUUAACUCAAACACCAACAUUAGGCCAAAUGCAUCAUUCAAUUUCACAGUAUUCUAAUUGUCAGAUUCUUACAACAGGACCAUCAACAAAUCAACCAUCACAAUUACUGCCAUUAUUUCAACAACAACAGCAACAUCAACAACAACAACAACAACAACAAUCAUCAUCAUCAACAACAGAAUUACAAUCACCAACAUCUAUAACUCAUUUACGAACACCAUCCAUAACAAAUAACAAUGGAACAACAUUAGCUGAACAAAUCGAGCUUGAAAUGGAACAUCAGCAGCAACAACAACAAAGACGAGGGCAGCUAAUUCUGUAAAAUACAAGAAAUAA